AUGAGCAAAGACCUUGGUUCCCAGAUCACUAACCAAUCGAUCUUUCAAAAUCACUUCUCACGAAUUACAGGUACCAGCAGCAGCAGCAGCAGCAGCAGCACCACCACCACCACCAAAGAGGAACUGACUAAUUUAUCCAAAAACAAGUUGAUCUGUAAAAACAAUAGUGAACUUUAUUUUGCAGUUGACAAUUUGGUCAGAUGCUGUACUAUAAACCCUACAACAAAAAAUUAUAAGCUCCUCAAGACCCAAAGUGCUGCUUUUGAAAUCCAGGAGCUUGUGAUUAAUGAAUCUGAAACGUUUCUUGCACUUGUCAGUGCUUCUUCAUGCAUCGAUAUUAUUGCUUUACCCUCGAAACUAAACACCAAUUUUGAUUCUGAACAAAAUGCAGGCUCCAAUUCUGUAUUUAUUGAUGCAUCUACAUAUAGAGUCGAAGUGCCAGGGACUGUGAAGCAGGCCAUUUGGCAGCCCAUAGUUGCCAAUGACUCAAUGUUGGUUGUUUUAAAUGAUCGUUCAGAGAUUUUUGGAUUCGAUAUUUUCAAAUCUACAAAAGUUCCGCAAGUUUACGUGAAAAGCGAUGGAAAUAAAGAUGUUAUCAACUCUAUUGCAUUUGGUUCCAAGUGUAAGAUAAGCGACGGUUUAAAAGUAUAUGCAAGUACAAAUGAUAAGAUUCUUGCAAUGAAUUUUUUCACAACAGAUACUCAAAUUGCCGUUUCGAAAGAGGCAGUUGACCAAGCAAUUGCUGACUCGAAGACUGUGAUUGAAUUGAUUAAAGAAAACUUUGGCUCUGAUGAGAAUUUGUCUAAUUUACAAUUGCUUCGUCUGGCAUAUGAACAACAUGCUAUUUACGAAAACAUGCAAUAUCAGUUGCUGCGCAAUUACAAGGAAAUGAGGGGAGUUUACACCAGCAAUCCGUAUGAAUUAUUCAAAGUCAACUUGAAUUUGAGUUUGAGAGAAGAAGUAAAAAUAAAGUAUGAUCCAAUAAUCGUGGCGAAUCAAGGUGCUAAUCAGAUCAUUUCAUUUGGCGACAAUGACCUGGUGUCACUUUUUGCAUUGAUUAACAAAGAUGUAAUCUCAUACUACAUUAGUCUUUUGGACAGCACUUUUAUCAACUACAAUGAGCCAGCAGAUGCAAAGUAUGUAAAACCCAAAAAGGGAUUUGGCUUUGUCGAUACUUUUGAGAAGGUCAAUGCAGAGGUUGAAUUUUGCAAAAAUGAAUUGAAUGUUUUGGAAUUUUUACAAUCGGAGAAAUUGCCGGUAAACGGGGAGGUUCAAGAGGAAACAGCACCAAGCUCAAAAUCAUCAACAUCUUCUACUUCUACUACUUCUUCAUCUUCAUCAUCUUCUUUACAGAAGAUUACAAAUACUGACGACAAAUUUGUGGCCAUCAUCAAUUCCGAUAUGGUGAUUGCCGACUGUUCUUCAUGGGUUAAGAAAUUUGUCAAUGGUUUGCAAAAUAAUGCCAGCGACAUUUUGCGUGAUGUUAAACCUGCUUAUAGUUUACUUUCUCUGGGAAAUGACGAUAUUCAAGGGUUUGCUUUUGUUGACAAAUUUUCUCAAGAGGUUGCUGUUGUUGUAAGAGGUGAUCAAUUGGAGUUGGUUAAAUUCACACAAGAUCAAGAACCAGAGAAGCAACAAAAUUUAGUCACUGGUCUGCAAUCGAGUCAAACACACGCGCAAAAGACGCCAUCGCUUUUCCAGGAAUCGCCAUUUGCUGAGCUUGAAUCCAGUUUAAAGUCAUUUGAAUCCCUAGUUAACAGUACAACUUUACAAUUGAAAUCCAAAUCGAUGCAAGAUUUUGGCUCAAAGCCAUCAAUGGAGAAAUUGCAGGCCAUUAGUGAACAAUCUUACGAGACAACAAAGCUCUUUUCCGGUGCCACUGCUUACGCAAUCAAUUUGCAAGCUCGAGUAUUAUCUCAAGUAAAAAACUUGCAACGUCAACUUGGUUGUUUAAACAGCCUUGAAGAGGUGAAAUCACAUGAAGAUUAUAAAGAACAGAACGAGAGGAUAGAAAGAAUACAAAGGAGACAAGAGACCAUAGAUGCAAGGAUGCAAGCAUUACAGGAUAAGAUUGAGAAACAGUUUAGUCAAAAAAUUGACCUUCCAUUAUCUGUUCAAGAAGGUAAAUAUUUCAAAGAGAUUAAUGAACUCAACGCCACUACUCAGGAAUUGAUUGAAAAGAUUGCCGAUUAUAAACAACAAGUUGACAAAGUAGAGAAAGAAAAAGGUGGGGUUAAAGGAAGUGCAACAAAUGCAGAAGGAGAAGGAGAACCAGAAGGAGAACCAGAACCAGAACCAGAACCAGAAGCAGAACACAAAGACUUUCCUUCGUCAGAGACCAUAUAUUUGGAAAAUAAACUUCGAAAAUUGAGGACAUGGUUAAAAAUGCAGAGUACCAAUAUUCAAGACAUGAUGGAGAGACUUGAAAUUGCAACGUGA
Lodderomyces elongisporus is the source of this 2439-nucleotide messenger RNA. RefSeq names its product linker nucleoporin (gene NUP82). Gene Ontology annotation, cellular component: nuclear pore. The transcript has a single exon. NCBI's taxonomy places the organism in Eukaryota, Fungi, Ascomycota, Pichiomycetes, Serinales, Debaryomycetaceae. The record is from RefSeq and is a predicted model, not a curated record. Gene Ontology annotation, molecular function: structural constituent of nuclear pore. The coding region runs from base 1 to 2439 and encodes 812 amino acids. Gene Ontology annotation, biological process: protein import into nucleus; mRNA export from nucleus; ribosomal large subunit export from nucleus.